AUGUAUACGAGUAAAGCAGAACUUUUACAACAACUUGAAGAAUGGGAGCUAAAACACAAAGAGUUAUUAGAAAAAGAGGAAGACAACGAGGUCAUUUUGGCGAGGCAGAAAAUUCAAAGUAUCAAGGAAACUUUGACAAGCAAUAAAACUAAGAAAAUUGUUGCCAAGGUUCCGAAAGGAAUGAAAGAUAACUUGCCAAGAGAAAUGGCUGUUAGAGAAAAAGUUUUUAAACUUAUAAUUGAAGUUUUUAAAAGACAUGGAGCUGUAGCUAUUGAUACUCCUGUUAUGGAAUUGAAAGAAAUUUUAGUUGAUAAGUAUGGUGAAGAGUCUAAACUUAUAUACGACGUAGCCGAUCAAGGAGGGGAGCUUUGUGCCUUGCGUUACGAUUUAACGGUUCCUUUUGCGCGGUUUGUAGCUACACACAAAAUCGAUAACAUCAAACGCUACCACAUAGCAAAGGUUUAUCGGCGCGACCAGCCAGCCAUCGAACGAGGCCGUUUUAGAGAGUUCUAUCAAUGCGAUUUUGAUAUUGCCGGCAUUUACGAUCCUUUAUUGCCUGAUGCUGAUUGCCUUCGCGUCGUUUAUGAAAUCAUGCAAUCUUUAGAACUCGGAGAUUUUAUAAUAAAAAUUAAUCACCGCAAAAUUCUUAAUGGACUUUUUGAGUACUGCGGUGUUCCUGCGGCUCAAUUUCGUACAAUCUGCUCUUCCAUCGACAAAUUAGACAAAAGUUCUUGGGAAGCUGUAAGGAAGGAAAUGAUUGAAGUCAAAGGGAUUCCGGCAUGCAUGGCUGAUCAAAUUGGAGAAUUUAUAAAUUAUAGAGAAAAAGAUUUGGACUGUCACCAGCUUCUUUAUACGCUUAGCUGCACCCUUGGCAAUACUGACACUGCAAAAUCGGGAAUCCUUGAAAUAAAGAUGCUUUUUGACUACUUACAGUGUUUCGGAGUCAUGGAUCGUAUUAGUUUUGAUCUAAGUUUGGCACGUGGACUGGACUAUUACACGGGAGUCAUCUUCGAAACUAUUUUUACAGAUGCACUAGUUGGCUCCGUAGCUGGUGGCGGAAGAUACGACGAUCUGGUCGGAAGAUUUAGUAAAAAUGGGCGAAAAGUCCCCUGUGUUGGUGUUAGCAUCGGAGUCGAGCGCAUCUUUACUUUGAUGGAAGCUAAAUUAUUUAAACUAGAUGCAGAAAAAAUCAUCUCGAGGGAAAACGAAACUGAAGUUUACGUUGCAUCUACUCACGGAUGCGUAGAAGAGCGUUUAAAAAUAGUUGCAGAAUUGUGGGAUGCUGGAAUUAAAACGGAAUUUAUGUAUAAAAAUCAACCAAAACUUCUUCGACAGUUUCAACACUGCGAAGACUUAAGAGUGCCUCUUUGCGUUAUUAUUGGCCCUGCAGAAUUGGAAGAAGGCCAGAUAAUCAUUCGGGACGUUUUCUUGAGACGCGAUGAAAAAGUUAAUCGUUCCGAAUUGACUUCUCGCAUUUUGGCAAAGUUAAAUAAGCUAUGA
Molecule: messenger RNA, 1500 nt
Organism: Zophobas morio
Lineage: Eukaryota; Metazoa; Arthropoda; Insecta; Coleoptera; Tenebrionidae
Product: histidine--tRNA ligase, cytoplasmic-like
Exons: 15
Coding region: 1-1500 (499 amino acids)
Biological process (GO): histidyl-tRNA aminoacylation; mitochondrial translation
Cellular component (GO): cytoplasm; cytosol; mitochondrion
Molecular function (GO): ATP binding; histidine-tRNA ligase activity; RNA binding
Source: RefSeq, a predicted model, not a curated record